Volvox carteri f. nagariensis is the source of this 2697-nucleotide messenger RNA. RefSeq names its product RIO kinase. Gene Ontology annotation, biological process: protein phosphorylation. NCBI's taxonomy places the organism in Eukaryota, Viridiplantae, Chlorophyta, Chlorophyceae, Chlamydomonadales, Volvocaceae. Bases 72 to 1868 code for a protein of 598 amino acids. Gene Ontology annotation, molecular function: protein serine/threonine kinase activity; ATP binding. The transcript has 8 exons. The record is from RefSeq and is a predicted model, not a curated record.
AUAAUUGAUAAAAUGCAAUCAUGGGGCGGCGGGACAAGUUACUCCCUUGUGUAACAAACUAAACGUUGAGCAUGGCUACCACGUUAACGGAAGAAAUUCCGUUUGCGCUAUUGCAAGAGCGAUAUGCCGAUGACGAUGACGAUGAUGUGAACGACAUCCAUCAGGCUACCGCUCCGCCGCCGCUUGUCGAACCUGUCGGCGCCCAGAACAUAGUCCCGGACACAGCCUCUGCCAUCGCUGUCGAUAAUGAUGAAGGCGAUGACUUCGGGGAGGAGGAAGAAGACAUGGGAAGCGAGGAGGAGCUGGUUGAUGCUCUGGAAUGGGCGGACAUGCGCGAUGAUCUAUUGAAUCGGGGGAAUUCCGGAUUUAACUUCACGUCAGGUCUCCUCAGAGGACCCAACACUGCCGGCGGGGUCGCCAACCGACAAGCGGCCUUGCAGCCCAGGACGGCCAAUAUGCAGCGCCUCGACAGACACUUUCACGGCGGCCGAAUGGUAGCUGGCGGCGGUGGCAACGCCGCAGGUGCCGUACUGGACGAUCCGCUGGAUGCUCUUGACGGUGUGUCGGCGCGCGUGUCCACCUCCGUCGCCAACGUCAUGCGGGCGACCGCGCUUCGCGAGGGCGCUGCGCGGAUUGCCUCCAAGGACAAAAGUGACCGAGCGACGGUGGAGCAGGCCAUCGAUCCACGAACACGCAUGGUUCUCUUCAAGAUGCUCAAUCGCGGGCUCUUCACGGAGAUCAACGGCUGCGUGUCUACGGGCAAGGAAGCAAACGUGUAUCACGCCAGCGGAGCGGAUGGGGUAGACCUUGCGAUCAAGAUCUACAAGACCUCGAUUCUGGUGUUCAAGGAUAGGGACCGGUACGUUUCCGGCGACUACCGCUUCCGUAACGGUUACUGCCGUUCCAAUCCCCGUAAAAUGGUCAAGAUGUGGGCGGAGAAGGAGAUGCGCAACCUUAUGCGGCUGCGAGCAGCCGGUAUUAACUCGCCACAGCCGCUGCAGCUGCGGCUGCAUGUGUUGGUGAUGGAGUUCAUUGGAGAGGAUGGCGUCGCCGCGCCGCGACUGCGGGACGCUGGGCUGCCGCUGCAGCGGCUCCGUACGGCAUAUACAGAGAUGCUGGUGGUGCUUCGAAACCUGUACCAGAAGUGUCGGUUGGUCCAUGCGGAUCUAUCCGAAUAUAAUAUAUUGUACCAUAAGGGCGAGCUGUACAUUAUUGACGUGAGCCAGGCGGUGGAUCUGGACCACCCCAAGGCGCUGGACUUCCUUCGUGAGGACUGCAAGCACGUGAACGACUACUUCCGUCGAGCUGGUGUCGCCACAUUGACGGUUCGGGAGACGUUUGACUUCGUCGUGGAUCCGGCCAUUGACGACAACAACAUGGAUGCAGCGCUGGAGAGGCUCAGGGAACUGGCGGCGAGCCGGCCCUUCAAUGCGGCUCCCGAGGACGAGGUUGAAGAGGCGGUGUUCCAUCAGGCCUUCAUACCGCGGCGGCUGGAGGAGGUUGUUAACUUUGAGCGAGACCAUGAGAGACUGCAACGAGGAGGCAAGGACACGGAAGGUAUUUAUUACACCACCAUUACCGGAAUGAAGAUGGAUGGUUCCGGAGCGCGUGCCCAGCCGGCGGUGCUGGAGGCGACGGCGGCAUCGGCAACCCAGCAGGACGUUUCGACAGCCGAGGUCCCGCGAGAAGAGCCGCAGGAACGACAUGGAGGAGGUCAGCGUGAGGGCCAGGGCAGCGACAAGGAUGCUGAGCGUGCCGCGCGUAAGGCGCAUAAGAAGGCCGUGAAGGAGGCAAACCGGGAGAAGCGGAAGAGCAAGAUUCCCAAGCACGUCAAGAAGGCCAAGACUAAGGGCAGCAAGAAGAAGUAGUCGGCGGGGAAGCCCCGGGCCAGUGGGGGACCCUUGACGACCUGUUUGGGGAAUAUGUUAGACCGUGGGUGAUGCCGCUAUGCAAAACUGCUAUCGUUACGACAGGAUGGUUGGUGCCAACAGGUAUUGAGGACGACAGUUGUGUUUGUUUUGCAGGGUGUGAUGUUUCUCAUCGAACAACAUCGAUCUGCGUUUGUAUGUGGUAUGUGUCGCCUUGAAAGGGAAAAUUGUGCAUUAUUCUUUUUCAUAGCACUGAUACCGUGUGUAUGUAUGUAUGUAGUGGACUGUGGGUCCGUAGGGGGCACUGGUAGUGGAGCGGGGAAGGCUUCCGGGGCGGGUCCCUUGGCAGACCUUCCCGGCGCCCCUCCGUACCGCCAGCACUCCGGAAUGGCUUCCGUCAUUUCCCCUAUUGACAGAAGGGCACGAACUACAAGCCACCCUCCAAGCACUGUUUCUGAGAGGGGAUUGGAAGGCCAAACACCGAGCUCAAGGGGCUGUUAAGCGGCAGGGUGAGCAGAGAUGGGUAGGAUAGAGGAUUAUUUCUAUGCUACCGCAUCACUCUCGGGUACUGCAGGUAUCUUUUGCUGUCGUUUGUUGUGCGACAUGCGGCACCAAGGCGGAUGCAGAAUGGGUGGCAUUGCAGCAUAUUGUUACUGUUAUGCGUAGGGUUGUGCCGGCAUUAGAACAUUAGAACUAAUAUUAGAAUAAAUAUAAUUAGAAACUAAUUAGAAUUUUAGAAGACCCCGUUUAGAACGUAUUAGAACAUCCUAAUGUCGUACGGACAUUAGAACGGCCGGAAAGCCGUAGCUUUAAGGCGCAUCAGCGGUUC